Molecule: messenger RNA, 3117 nt
Organism: Hypoxylon fragiforme
Lineage: Eukaryota; Fungi; Ascomycota; Sordariomycetes; Xylariales; Hypoxylaceae
Exons: 1
Coding region: 407-2923 (838 amino acids)
Source: RefSeq, a predicted model, not a curated record
GACCAUUCCUAAUCGGGAAGUAAAAUAAACAAUCACGACCUGACACAUGAUUUGCUUGGUACCUAUUUACUUACACGACUUACUUAUAUCUCCAUCUCCAUCUACAUCCUAGGAAUGCUGUUGGUAUCCACCCUUUAUGUCGCGUCGCAUGGCUUCAUGAAGCAUCUUUAUACACUUUUGGAUUUCAUCAAUUCCUAUGGACUUCGUUUUCUUACGACAUAAUUUGCUAUACAGCUUUUGGAGUUUGCAAGUUUGCUCAAUGUAAACAAAGCACGGUAUACAAACAGCUUAUCAUUAUCCACAUCGCCAUCCUCAUCAACUUUUUGAGCUCAUAUGCAUCCCUAAAAUAAACACCCUAUUUGCUUUGCUUCAUAACAAUAUACUUAGGUAUUCAUAAGCUUGCUUCAUGUCACCUGACGAACCCCGAACCCCUUAUAAGCCGAGGCGUCCACCACCUAGGCCAAAAGGAUCGGGAGAAGCACUACAGCCGUGGACUGCGGCGCGUUGUCAACGCUUACUAAGACCGUUAGUUUCGCGAAUCGCCUCAUUGAGAAAGGAUGCGACGGCAGCAUUACCUAAAACCACCGAGGACGAGCUUAGGCAGGAAGGGAGUACUGGCUUUGGACAACCCAAUACCAGCCACGAGUGGCUAGGCCCCAGGAAAAGGAUCCGCCUUACUUACUCUCAGAAGCGACCUUUUCGUCGUCGAGAAGAAUCGUCUAUCUCUGGAAAGGGCACUCAAGGACUAAAUACGACAGACUGUAUUCACCGAGGCCAAGGGAGAGCCCAAGUCGCCGGGGAGCUUGUAGCUGCCACACCUAUAUUAAAACGUGCUCGGGGCUACACUGUCAACUCUUCCCCCUUGUUUAGUGACUCAACUGAAAAAGUCGUACAGCCUAGAUCCAGCUGCGGACAAGAUCCUCGUUCCAAGGAGUCGUCCAAGCAGAAGGACCUGAGCCAACGACUCGCUAAAUUCCGGACUCAGUCAGCUCCAAGCAAACACGGCGAUUUGGAGGCAAUCUACCGGAGCUUGGAAGCACUCUUAAAAGCAACUCGACCUGACACUAACCAGACCCGAGGGCCACGCUCACUUCUCGACCUAUGUCUACGAAAUGUACCUCAGUAUAUCGAGGAGUUAGACGAAUGGGAGAGACUGGAGGCCGAGGAAAAUGGGACUGUUUCCACACUAGACGCUGACAACGCCUCGGUGUACAUAUAUAACUACCUGGAAUCGUUUGGGCCGAACCCUGCCCUUGGCUGGAGGCCUCUACGGGUUGUGGCCCGGGCGGAUGGGCUGAAGGCGGUCAAACUGGGGAUUUCGGAGGGGUUAUUUAGCGACGACUAUUCCGAACUGCUUAUCGACCUCUGUAUCCAAGUAGGCGCAUUGCCAGAGGCGAAGGAACUUGUCGAAGUGUUACUUGACCGCGAUUACCCCCAGCCAACAUCUCCAGAUAGCUCCUUUGCUGAACUACCGUCCCUUCGGCCCCUCUUGGUGCUGUGGAAUCUCACUGAUAAAAUCGGGUCCACUGCGUUUCUUCUACGAAAAUACUCGCAACUACUAUCCAGCGGCACUCUUCCACAAGACUGGCUUGUGACCCAUGAUUUCGAGCGCGUAUGGGCGGCAGCUGCUAAGGGCCUGUCAAUAGAGAAGGCAGCUGACGACGCCAUAAAUUUUAUGAACCAUUCGAUUCUAUUGCUUUGUCGUCGAAAACGCGCAUCAGGAGGUAGCCCUGAAAAAACGCGAAUAGAAAAGGACAUGGCUAUCGCUAAUGGACAGACGCUUAUCAGUGCUCUGACAAUGUUAGCUGCGAUGAGUUCGUUAGGCGAGACCGAGCUUCAAUCGGCACAUGUUUCUAACGCAGAGGUCUCAAAGAUACAGAUUAUCGGCGAUAGGCUUAGACUCAUUCUCAAAUCGUGCAUGGCGGACUUGGAGUCGUCGAAAAUGACGCGGUCUAGAUUUGGGAACGACUUAUUGCAUAUGGCACUUUUUCUCUCAUCCAAUAAUGCUCGAAGCGAUAGUGACUUUGUUUCUCGCCUCAGCAACAGCAUCGAGCAGGCAUGGCGGCAAAAUACGGAAUUUGGCGCUGCAAGAAGUCACGCUACCAGACAUCAUCUUGCCGAUAUAGCCUCGUUCGUGUCUUCGGUGGCCCGAAGUUGCGGCAGAGGAAUGUGUCUAGCGUCCCACGAUUGCCUCGAUAUGCUGUUCGGACAACUAAAAAGCUUGGAACUUGACCAGGAAAUUUUGGAUAGCAUGAAAGCUGUGGCGGCAUUUUCAUUAGCACAGCAGACGAACAAUGUCAAAGAUUUCAUCUAUGCAGAGAGGCUAGCUUGUAGCCAAUCUUUGGCUACAGGGGACGACGAUUGCCCCCGAUCACUGUUCACGGGUUAUCGAUGGGAGGAAACUAUAGGCGAGUGGGUGAUGGCUAGCCCUGUCGUUGAAAGGCGACGACGGCCUCAGACAAGGGCAAGGACAUCUAGAUCGUCGACCAGGUUAGACACGGAUCACAGUGAGAGCGACGUGCGCAAAAUAUCCACCCAGCUCCAGAAAGCCAUAUACGGCGACGCAUCUAGCGUUCGAGGUCUAGAAAUAGAGUCGGGGCAGGUAAACAGCGAACCUGAGAUCUCUCAUGCGCUCAGACCACGGCACGUCAAUACAAAGAAGCGUAUGCGACCUUAUGAAGACAACGAAUCCGGCGAGAAGGAUGAAGCAACUCUACUGUUAACCAAAUCUGGAUACCAUUCUUCCGAUGAUGAGCUUGGAUCAGAAAAAGAAAAUCAAAACCAUGUGAUGGAUAAGAAGUCAAGAAGGAGUAUGGGUAGAAGGGCUAUUCUUUCUAGGCCAGGUUUGAGUCUGGCAAGUCAAAGAAGUAAUAGUAAUAGUAUGAUUGGGGAUGAAAGUAGUGAUGAUGAGCUUUGUAUGUGAGCAUCGUUGUAUAUUAUAGCUACGAUGGAAUGUUGUAUGCCUAGGUACCUGUGGAUACAACUUGAAAUAAAUGAGGAUUCCAUAAGAGCCCGUUAGGUUAGAGUGGUGAGAUAGGAUAUGACUUUACGUUGUAGUAAUUGAGAGCUCAUGAAGAACGUUUCUGUAUUUAAGUGAUCUUGAUAUAGGGUAAAGAU